AUGGCGGCUCUGUUCAGAUAUUUCUUCGUGGCUAUGGAAGCUGAGGAAGACCCAAAAACAGCAUCUACCUUUGUGUUUCUCCGAGGAGGUUUGGGUUUCAGCAGCAUCGGAGGGGCAAUGGCGCAGGGACCAUGCUUCAUUUCAACGACUACGGACAAGCCUGAGUUGAACCCAUAUUCAUGGACGCAGAAGGCCAACAGCAUUUGGGUGGACGCCCCGGGACCUACUGGCUUCAGCGAAGGACCAAUUGAGCCAGACCUGAACGCGGUGGUGAAUAAUUUGAUCGAAUUCGUGACGCAGUUCUUCAAGGACCAUCCAAACUUCAACACGAAGGUGUACAUAGUCGGUCUCUCUGCUGCUGGUUCUAUCGCUGCCAUGCUGGGUACUGCCAUCAUUCGUCAAGAUCUCGGGAUUCACCUUGAAGGCGUCAUGCUGGGCUCUUCUGUCAUAGAUCCAGGGGCUACAAUCCAUGAUAUGAGAGAAGAUUUGGUGCAGUGUGAAGAGCUGAUUUCUAAAUGCAAUAACGGAGUUGUUUCUCCUGUUGACCCCUGCGAGAAAGCCGUGAAGGAAUGCAACACAAACCUCAUUACUCCCGUUUCAGCGUUUGGGAAAAGCACAUACGAUCUGCGGGUAUCCCCAGGAGACGAAGACGAAUAUUUCGAACUACUUAUUGGCGAUGUCGCUAAAUUCCUCAACAAGCCAGAAGUUAAGGCGAAGUUAGGUGUCACGAAAAAAUAUGAAGACUUGAAUAUUAAAGUUAUGAGGGCCUUCUCGAAGUACGGCGCUUAUGAUAGAACUGAGUUCAUCAAUCCUCUCCUCGAUGAUGGUCUGAAAGUGCUGGUUGUAAAUGGCGAUCAAGACUACGUCACUAAUGCCAUCGGAGCAUUAAAUUGGAUGGUCACCUUGAAAGGAAUGUUCAACUACGGAGAUAUUCUGCAGCAAACUCCGUUCAAACCCCUCGAGUACGAGUCUGGCGUAUUGGGAAAGAUCAAAUCUUCACAAUAUCCAAAUGGGGCGAAGCUGGCAUUCAUUGAGGUCAACGAGGCGGGGCAUUUCUUCCAACUCAACCAGCCAAAGGGGAUACAGGCAGCAUUUGAGGCCUUCUUGUCUGGAGAAAUCUAA
Molecule: messenger RNA, 1122 nt
Organism: Perkinsus marinus ATCC 50983
Lineage: Eukaryota; Perkinsozoa; Perkinsida; Perkinsidae
Product: Vitellogenic carboxypeptidase, putative
Exons: 12
Coding region: 1-1122 (373 amino acids)
Biological process (GO): proteolysis
Molecular function (GO): serine-type carboxypeptidase activity
Source: RefSeq, a predicted model, not a curated record